UAAAUUAUCAGAUUGGUAGACAUGUUAGAUUUAUUUAAUGUAUUUUGUGAACAUCAUAUAAAACGAAAUACAUCUCUAAUUUAAUUAAAAAUUGAAAUAGAUUAAGAAAAAAAAAAAAGACGAAGAAGACUGAUAAAGUGAUUUGAUGUAAUGAGUAAUGUUAAUCAUGGAUUCGUUGCUGUACACGUGGGUGCAGGACAUCAUUCCGAUUCAACUAAAGACAAAUAUCAAAAAUUAUGUCGCGAUGCGUGUAGAGCAGGUAUACAAAAUAUUAAAUCCGGUGGUAGUGCAUUAGAUGCAGUGGUUAAUGCUACAAUUGUGUUAGAAGAUUCACCUUUAACAAAUGCUGGAUUUGGUUCUAACCUUACAGUUAACGGAACAGUAGAAUGUGAUGCUAGUGUUAUGGACGGUACUAAUUUGCAAUUUGGUGCAAUAGGUGCAGUUAGUGGUAUCAAAAAUCCUGUCUUCCUUGCAAAGCGUUUAUGCGAACAACAAUCAAAGAAAAUUGGAUAUGGAAGAAUUCCACCAAGUUUUUUGGUUGGACAUGGAGCACAUACAUGGGCACAAGAAAUGGGUAUACAAAUAUUAUCACCUGAACAGUUAAUAUCAAGAAAAGCAGAAAAAAUAUACAAGUAUUACAAAAGACAAGUGGAAAAUAGUGAUGAUGAAGUACAUAAGUAUGCUAAAAGACGAUUGGAUACUGUGGGUGCAAUAUGUGUAGAUAAAAAUGGGAAUAUAGCAUCAGCUUGUUCUAGUGGUGGUAUCAUUCUUAAAUAUCCAGGAAGAGUAGGUCAAGCUGGUGUAUGGGGAUGUGGUACUUGGGCAUGUAAGGAUAAGUAUUCAGUUGGUACAAGUACAUCUGGUUGCGGAGAACAUCUUAUUCGUACUACACUUGCAAGAUCAAUAGCAGAAGCAAUUGUAAAUACAUCCUGUCCAACAACUAGCUUACAUCAAGCUAUGAAAACUAAUUUUAUAGAAUCUAGAUUCUUAGAUGGACUUGAAAAGAAAUUAGGUGGAGUUAUAGCAAUUCGAUAUUCACCGCAAGAAAAACUUGGCGAUUUUCUUUGGAGUUAUUCUACUAAUUCAAUGAUCAUAGGCUACAUGAAUUCUAAUGAACGGACAUCAAUAAGUCAUAUGUCAGUUUUACCUACACGUGAAGUUGGAAAAAAAGCAGUAGUCGAAGGCGUUUGUUUUCGAAUGUAAAAAAAAUCAAAAUUUUCAUUAGAGCAUAAGGACAUAUUUUAUUGAACAUAAAAUUUCUUAUCUGGUAAAGGAAAAAAACAAAUAUAUGA
Molecule: messenger RNA, 1292 nt
Organism: Vespa mandarinia (Asian giant hornet)
Lineage: Eukaryota; Metazoa; Arthropoda; Insecta; Hymenoptera; Vespidae
Gene: Tasp1
Product: Taspase 1
Biological process (GO): protein maturation
Cellular component (GO): cytoplasm
Molecular function (GO): threonine-type endopeptidase activity
Source: RefSeq, a predicted model, not a curated record